Cololabis saira (Pacific saury) is the source of this 3753-nucleotide messenger RNA. RefSeq names its product cordon-bleu protein-like 1. Lineage: Eukaryota; Metazoa; Chordata; Actinopteri; Beloniformes; Belonidae. Bases 258 to 3050 code for a protein of 930 amino acids. The record is from RefSeq and is a predicted model, not a curated record. The transcript has 10 exons. Gene Ontology annotation, molecular function: actin monomer binding.
CGUCAGCGUGGGCCGGCGGGGACGACGGGAGGGGCGGCCGCAGGUAACGGCGCAGAGCCCCUGAGAAGCGGCACUAAACCCGGACCGGCGGGACUCGGCUCGGUUCUCCAGGGGAAAAACGCGUCCCAGUUCGGGUUCCGGGCCAGAACCGAGCUGCCCGGUGCCGUUAUUAGUCCCGCUAGGCGUUUGAGGAAACCAAUAAGGAAGUUUAGCUGACGCUGGAAACGCGGACGUGGGUGGCCCCCUGAGUGUCCUGGAUGUCCACGGAGAUGGAGGAGCCAGUGAGUCCGCUGGAGAGGGAUCUGUCCCUGGGCGUGCUGGUCCCGGGGAGGCUGGAGGACAGAAUAACCGUACACGGAAGUAAACCAGUCAUGGACCUGCUGGUGACGCUCUGCGCCAGUUACCACCUGAACCCGGCCGACUACAGUGUGGAGUUUCUGUCGCCCAACAAGAACAGCAUCAGCUUCAAACCCAACUCUCCGGUUGGCGCGCUAGAAGCUGAGAAGAUCGUGUUGAAGCUCAAAGGGUCUGAGGAGAAGGAGAAGGUCAAGAAGCCAUACGUGCCUGAGGCAACGGUGCGUCUCCUGAUCAACUACAACCAGGCCCACAGGACGGUGCUGCGGGUGAACCCCACGCUGCCGCUUGAGGCGCUGCUGCAGCCGGUGUGUGACAAGUGUGAGUUUAACGUAGAAACAACCGUCCUUCUGAGGGACUCCCGGUCCCGGGAACCGCUGGACUUGAGGAAGACGUUGAACGAGCACGGGCUGAGGGAAGUGUUCGCCAGAGACACGGCACCCAGGAGACCUUCGGACCCCCGACUCCAGACGGCUGAAGCAGCAGAUGAUAUCUCACCCCCUCCACUGCAAGAUCUGCCAAAAAAAGGAAAGAAAGACAAGAGCAGAGGAUUCUUCAGCUUAUUCAGAAGGAGGAAGAAGCAAGAUGGACUGCAGCAGACGGUGAGUGCUCCAGUGUCUCCUGGUCCUAACAAACCAGCGGGAGUCAGAGUGAGUUCACGGAGCGCUUCUGCCUCAAACACCCUUCACGCAGACCCCUCCAAGAAGAGGCCGGCCCCCCCGCCACCUGUGGCUGCAUCACAGAGCGUCCCCAGUGACCUCAGCAGCUGCCACAUACAGGGAUCUGGAGACAACCAAGACACGAAGUCUGCAGAGUCACCUUUAAGGAAUACCAAAAGGAGGGCCCCACCCCCUCCCUGUGCAAACACAGUCCAGGAGCCGAGGGAAGACGCUGACGUUGGAGCGUCUCUGAACCCCGUGGAGGAGCUGAAAGAAGCUGCUGAGCUGCAUGUGGAGCCGUCCCAGCCCCGGUCUUCCUCAUCACAUCCCUCCCAGACGCUGCCGUCCCUGUCGUCCUGGCGCCAGUCGCUGGCUCAUCUCCACCAGGACACUGAUCUGCAUCUGCCUUCCUUCCGGGGGAAGGAUCUAUGUGACGCGCGCUGCGCUCUUGCCAAAGUCCUAACAUCUUCCGUGUCCAAAGGCGCGCUGGUCAAACGUUUCAGGAACUCUGCCAGCUUCACAAAGUUCCACGUCUCCUCCUGCGUGUCCGUCACUCCGGAUAAUGAGGAUGUGUGUGCAGAGCUGGAGUCUGUGUUCAGUUCUAACCUUCCCACCGAUGGAUGGGAGGAGCCGGCGCAGAGGAGCGGACUGACCACGUUCAAAGUGGUUCCCCCAACGAAGCUGACUGUGGACGGGUCGGACCAGUCGGACCAGAGCCACGGGUCAGAAGAUGGUGAUCCUGGAAGCCAAAGUUCUUCUGAAGUUGAGAAGAAUCACCUGGAGAAUAAAGAUCCAGGUUCUCCUGACGGGUCUGAGGGGGAACAUACUGAGCAGAGGAAUGAUGCUUCACCUGCUCCUCCACCUCAACUUCAUUCAGAGCCUCGCUUUCCUCCAGACCGGCCGGUGUCUGAGGGGGGAGACGCUCGCAGAAACCAGGUGGAGGAGGAAGCAGAUGCUAGUGAAAACCAGGUGGGGGAGGAAGCAGAUGCUAGCAAAGACCAGGUGGAGGAGGAAGCAGAUGCUAGUGAAAACCAGGUGGAGGAGGAAGCAGAUACUAGUAAAAACCAGGUGGAGGAGGAAGCAGAUACUAGCAAAAACCAGGUGGAGGAGGAGGAAGCAGAUGCUAGUGAAAACCAGGUGGAGGAAGAAGCAGAUGUUAGCAAAAAACACAUGGAGGAAGCAGAUGUUAGCAAAAACCAGGUGGAGGAGGAAGCAGAUGCUAGUGAAAACCAGGUGGAGGAGGAAGCAGAUGCUAGUGAAAACCAGGUGGAGGAAGAAGCAGAUGUUAGCAAAAAACACAUGGAGGAGGAAGCAGAUGUUAGCAAAAACCAGGUGGAGGAGGAAGCAGAUGCUAGUAAAAACCAGGUGGAGGAGGAAGUAGACGCUAGUGAAAACCAGGUGGAGGAGGAAGCAGAUGUUGGCAAAAACCAGGUGGAGGAGGAAGCAGACGCUAGUGAAAACCAGGUGGAGGAGGAAGUAGACGCUAGUGAAAACCAGGUGGAGGAGGAAACAGAUACUAGUAAAAACCAGGUGGAGGAGGAAGUAGACGCUAGUAAAAACCAGGUGGAGGAGGAAGUAGAUACUAGUAAAAACCAGGUGGAGGAGGAAGCAGACAUCAGGUCUGAGGUGGAGGAGGAGGAACCAGGCUGCAGUGAUGGAGGUCCUGCUGCAGACUUGGACCCUGAUGGGAAGAACACUGAGAUUCUACCAGAGGAUGAAAGCGAGGAGGAGGUCAGCUUCCCUCCCCCUCCUCCUCCAGUCUUUUUUAGAGAAGAUGCUGAAGUCACGGAGACAGAAGACUCCACUUUCCCACCAGCUCCUCCAGCCGUGGGCGGGGCUCCAGCAGACCUAACCUCCGGGAGGCCCGGGCAGCCUCCGGACAGGAGGAACGGAGCCCCGUCCCAGUUUGCCCAGGCGGUGGCCAUGGCCGUGCAGAGGUCUCGCCUCCAGAGCCUCAGCAAAGGUCCUCUCGUCCCCAGGGGUCCUCCCAGUGCUCUCCAGUCCCCGCCCAGGUCCACAUACCAGUACGGUGCCUGACCUCCUUCCACAAACAUCUAUAAAUAGUUUCUCAUUAAGACGGGAUUCAGGACUGAUACCUGGCUCAGCAUUUCACUUCCACAUACCUCCAGCAGAAGUUCAGCGGACUUACCUCCACAAACUGCAUCAGUUUUAUUAAGCAAAGGACAUGAUCCAUUUUAUCUUUUUAUUUUUCUGUCUUUUGCAAGAAGCCUUGUUUGACUUGUUUAUUUUAUUGUAUUUUUUUGCGUGUAAUUUAAUUUCCAUUUUCAGGUUGAAACAAACAUUUUUUUUAUUGUGGAAAAGGCCAAAUAGGAACCCAGUUGUUGAGCUAUAUCCUGUUUUUUUUCUUUACUUCCUCCUCCAUUUUCAGCCGGUGUGUGCCAAAAUGGAUACAACAUGAGAGCUGUUUUGUAUAUGUGUGUGCAAAACCAAAGAAAUUAAUUGCAAUUGAGGUGUGAUUUAGGUUUUUCUGCAGGAGUUCUUGCUUUUGUUGUGAUGUACGUUUUUAAACCUCACACGCGGAGGAUGCAGGACAGUUUGCUCUUCGGCCAGCAGGUGGCAGUAGAGCGCUGUGAUUCUGGAAACAUGUUUUCAUUAAAAAAACAAAACCCACAAAUAUCACCAGGAAUACAUUUUGUAGAUUUUAAAAUGAUUAAAAAGCAGUAAAUAUUGUUUCUAUUAACAGCAAUGAAUUUAAUUAAACAGUAUUUUUUUUUUGUAG